Molecule: messenger RNA, 1829 nt
Organism: Priapulus caudatus
Lineage: Eukaryota; Metazoa; Priapulida; Priapulimorpha; Priapulimorphida; Priapulidae
Product: zinc finger C4H2 domain-containing protein-like
Exons: 5
Coding region: 9-716 (235 amino acids)
Biological process (GO): positive regulation of neuron differentiation
Cellular component (GO): nucleus
Source: RefSeq, a predicted model, not a curated record
AAAACAAGAUGGCGGACGAUACACUUGUAAUGUUGAAUAAAUUGGAAAAUAUAAAAGAAAUACGGGGCAAAACGCUGCAGCUGGAGAAAGUGCGCUCGCGGCUGCGUGGAGAGCUGGAGGCGAUCGAGAAGGAGGAGGCAUACUUGAAGGAGUACAAGAAUGAGAUGGAGCUCCUGCUGCAGGAGAAAAUGGCUCACGUCGAGGAGCUGAGACUCAUCCACGCCGACAUCAACCUGAUGGAGACGACCAUCAAGAACUCUGAGGACGAGCGCGUCCGCUGGCUGGACACGGCCAAACACCUGUUCGACGAGUAUCGCCCCCUGAAGGAGCAGGUCGACAACUUGCGCGCGAUCGUCGGACUCAAUGGACUCCCGGAGCUGGAGGGCGAAAGCGAGAAGUUGACGCCUGAAUUCUUCGAGAAACACAAGAUGGAAUGGCAGCCGGAGCAGCAGACGGAGGCGCCCUCUAGCUCAGUCUCACAACCGCUGGCGCCACCACCCGUGUCGGCUUCCCAACAAUUACAGGAAGUUCGCCACAAGCCCACCACAGAGACGAGGGCGCCACCUUCCAAUGCAUUUCGACAGCAGCCUCCCCCGAUGAAGGCCUGCCUAUCAUGCCACCAGCAGAUUCACCGCAACGCUCCCAUCUGCCCUCUGUGCAAGGCAAAGAGUCGAUCCCGCAACCCUAAGAAACCUAAACGGAAGGCAGACGACUGAGCACGCGGAGGUUGACAAGUGGCGCCAUCUGCCAACUGGCCUCUGAAGAAGGAUGUGUAGCAGUAACGGCAUCAGAAUCUCGCCAAAGGUCGAGUGAAGGUCACAGAAGGUCGAGCGAAAGUUGCAGAAUUAGUCGUUGACGACCAAAAUAUGAAUUCUGCCUAUUGAUACGAUUAAUUAUUGAUUCUACAAUCACGAGCCGUUUUCCUUAAUUUCGUAUCAAAUACAUGACAUUGUUAAAAAAAAUUGUGAAAUUUCGUAUUGUGUACUAAACACCAUUUUAUCGCUGCAUAAUUAUUGUGUCGUAAUGUGUUUUACCCUAACGUUUUGUUAAUAAGGUAUUUAUUGAUUAUACUGAUUAUAAAAGCUAUCAAACGAUGCACUGAGCAGAUAUUACAAUAAUACAACUUUAGACAAUUCACCCCUUUACACCCUGGCUACUGGCUAACUACGAGCCUCGUGGUUAUCCUGCCUCAAACCCCCAGCAUAUAUUAUAAUGCAUUCUUGAUAUUGAACGUUUAUUAAUCCGUGUCGGAUAGCUUGUGCUAUUUGGCGUCGUGGGUUCUACCGAGUGAAGUUUUUCGUCAUGUUGAUUUCGUAAUUGUGAUAGUAAAUUUUGCUUGUAAGUGCAUGAAGCCCCACUUGGUGUGUGUGUGUGUGUGUGUUGCAAAGCUGCACAAGUUCCAUUGUUCUACCGUUGUCGUUUGGUGAUCGCAGCUCAAAUUUCAUCGUGCCAUCUAAAUAUUGUCCUUUAUGCACAGCGUACGUGUGGCACUGUAUUAUACAUAUCGACCCGUGUCUCUGUGGGAAAUUUCAAUGACUCUACAGCAGAAUCUAUUGUAAACUUUAUUGUAUUUUACCUAUAUACGUAUAUUAUUUAUAUAAUGCUUGCGUGCGUGUGUGUUUGUACACGCAGGUGAGGUACAUUUGAUGUAGUAUGUAAACAAGUCUGUAUCAACUUAAGGGGUAAGGUGAAUUGUAAGGUGGCGCUUUUAUUUGAUAGCUGAGGCGUUAUUAAUGGUACAUUGCUUGCACCACACAGUGGUGAUCGCAAACAGAGAUAGAGAAGUUGCCAGAAAAGACUUGGCAUUAAACACUGAGCUGGCGUUUGUU